Molecule: messenger RNA, 1373 nt
Organism: Alnus glutinosa
Lineage: Eukaryota; Viridiplantae; Streptophyta; Magnoliopsida; Fagales; Betulaceae
Product: DAR GTPase 2, mitochondrial
Exons: 9
Coding region: 141-1265 (374 amino acids)
Cellular component (GO): mitochondrion
Molecular function (GO): GTPase activity; GTP binding
Source: RefSeq, a predicted model, not a curated record
UCUCCUUAGACGGCAAAACACCAUCCAUGAUGGCGGUGGCCUUCGGCGGAAUAUGGCGGCGGCAUGGGGCUGAGGAGAUGUUGGUUUUUUAAGGCCGGUUGGGCUCUUGAAAGGGAGAAAGUUUCCUAUGAUUAUCCAAAAUGGCAACGGCUACUUUGGCAAGGCGAAUAGGCGAUGCGGUAAAGCAAGCAGCCAGAAAGAACAGUGGCGGAGGCUGGUACGACCCUCACAUGGCCGCGGCCUCUCGUGCCAUCGCCGAGAGAAUCCCGUUAGUUGAUCUCGUUCUUGAAGUCAGAGAUGCAAGGAUUCCAUUGUCAUCGGAGUAUGAGCAAUUGAGAAACUACCCAUCUUCCUCAAGGCGGAUCAUAGUGAUGAACAAGAUGGAUCUUGCAAACCGAUCUCAAAUUAAGGAGUGGAUAAGGUAUUUUGAGAAAAAAAACUGCAUUUCUUAUGGAGUUAAUUCGCAUAAUAAGGAAAAUAUAAAGCAGUUCCUAAAUUUUUUACAAGCCCAAGUCAGAGAAUUAAAGAAGACAGAUCAUUCUAGUUAUACUACAACAAUAAUGCUCGUUGGUAUUCCAAAUGUCGGUAAGUCAGCCCUGGUCAACUCAUUGCAUCAAAUUGGGAGGAUUAGUGCUGCAGAGAAAGGAAAGUUGAAACAUGCAAUUGUGAGUCCACAUCCAGGUGAGACGAAAGAUAUCAUCAGCUUGAAGAUUGGUAGCCAUCCCAAUAUUUAUGUGUUGGACACCCCAGGUGUUUUGCCUCCUAAAAUUCCUGACACUGAGGUCUGCUCCAAGUUAUCUUUAACAGGAUCAAUUAGAGAUUGCUUAGUAGGGGAAAGGGAAAUUGCUCAAUAUUUUCUGGCUAUCCUCAACUUAAGUGAUGAAUACAAGAAAUGGGCAAAGUUGGCCAUGCAUGAGAAUGACGGAAUAUUCGUAGAUGACAAAGCAGAGUGUUUAAGUAGCUCCGAGUUGGACAUGGAACAGAAAAGACAAUACCCCACAGAUCACACACAGGAUUUCGUAGUGCAUGGUAUUCGUCGGACUCUCUUCGAGACGAUUUCAUCUUUUGAUGGUAAUGUGGAAGACGAGAAGGGCAUGGGCAGGCUUAUUGAGACACAAUUCACUGCAUUGCGUGAAGCCUUUCGGGUUCCUGUGGAACUUGGUGAGGAGGCUCAAAAUAAAGUUGCUGCUAAGUUACUAAAUCUCUAUCGUACUGGACGGCUAGGACACUAUACUAUAGAUCCUAUGCCCUGCCACACUCAGUGACACUUUGUUUUCUAUUCUAUUCACUCAGUUUUUGUUUACAAUUAUUAGUUAUUAUAAUCAUUAAUUUUUAUAUAAGCAAUCUCAAGGUUUUGAUUACAUUAUAUAUUA